This is a messenger RNA of Coffea eugenioides, 975 nucleotides long. Its product is annotated as histone H3.v1-like. Lineage: Eukaryota; Viridiplantae; Streptophyta; Magnoliopsida; Gentianales; Rubiaceae. The coding region runs from base 1 to 975 and encodes 324 amino acids. The record is from RefSeq and is a predicted model, not a curated record. The transcript is spliced from 3 exons.
AUGGUUAGAAUCAGAGGUGGAUCUACUAGUGUCGGACGGUCCUUUAGACUUAGAGAUGAGGACAUUGAAAUUGUGGAACCGUCUACCAAAUCACCUAAAAAGAAGAUUGUGACCCGGGGUGAUAAAGCCAAGCAAACUGCCCAAAGAAAAUUGGUUUCUCAAACUGCUGAACCAUCUGAUGAGCAGAUGGAAGAGCAGAUCUCUGAAGGAAACACAAUUGGUGGAAAUGAGGAACCAGAACAAGCUACCCAGAAUGAUGAAAUUGUCACAAGGUCAUCUGGUAAAAGAAAGAGAACUGCAAAGAGGAAGAGCACUCCCCAAUCCAAGAAAAAGCAAUCUGCUGAUCCCUCUGUUGAUCAGCAGAAUGAAGGAAACAUUGCUGAGAAUCAGCAAACACCUGAACCCUCCACCAGAAAGUCUCCAAGGACAAGGACUGAGGCUCAAAAUGUUGGGGCAUCUGGCACACAAACCUCAAAAGGGAAACGUUCUGGGAAAGACCCAGAGACUGUGGCUGAAUCCAGAAGGAAAAACUUUCAUGAAACCCCUGUCACUCCUAGGACUCCUCGUGAUCAGUCAGACUAUGUCUCUCCCUUCACCAUUCAUCCUAGAAAGUCUGCCAGCAAGUCCUUCACAUCCAAUUCUGAAGUCAUCUCCUUACUUGAAGACCUCAAACAACAUGUCUUGCUUAUUGAAGAUGGUCUCAUGAUGACCAUGACCCCUGCCCAACAAUCCUCCUUCAUUGAAAACAGAAAUCUUCUUGUCCCUCCAAUACCUGAAAACAAUGCAAAUGUUCAUGGGAAAGAGCCAAGACUUGAGCCCACAGGGCCUACUACUGGUACUGAGACCACACCAGCUUCCAGUUCUCAGCCCAAGGAUAAAGAUUUUCGCCACUAUUCGAGUCCACCUCCAGUUACAGAAAACCUUUCUGCAGGAUCUCCUGUUCCAUACAAUAACAGUGGUGAAGCAUUUCUCUGA